CAGUUAGGUGAUGCAGUGAGUGCCAGGAAGUCUAAUGCGAGUGCUGAGUGUGUAAACACCAGGGCAGGGAGGGGGCACAUACAGCUUCUCCAAGGAGGAGGCGGAAUGAGAGACUUGGGGGCUGAGGAGAAGUGGGCCAGACUGAGGGGCUGUGAGAGAAGGGCAUCCCGGGCAGAAGGGGUAGCUUGGGCAGUCCCAGAGCUGGUGAGGAGCCUGCCACUCCUGAGGACUGGGAAGAGGGCCGGCAUGACUGACGGGCAGAGAAAGAAGAGGAGGUGCUGUGGAGGACGGUCCCACCUUCUGGGACACCAGGCUCCACUGGGAAGGAAUGGGUGGUCUUCCGCUGGCUGCAAAGAAGACCCACAGCUAAGCAUUGGGGGAGAGCUGGGUGCAGAGCAACGAGCAGAGGCUCUGCUGAGAGGCCUCGCCCCCAACCCUGCUGCCAGCUGCGCCCCAUCUCUGGACCACCCCCUGCUGAGAAGGACAGUGAGCCAAGGUGGCAAAGCCUGCAGUUCAGCCAUGAGAACACAAAUUGAAGUGAUCCCUUGCAAAAUCUGUGGGGACAAGUCAUCUGGGAUCCAUUACGGGGUUAUUACCUGCGAGGGGUGCAAGGGCUUCUUCCGCCGCAGCCAGCAGUGCGCCGUGGCCUACUCCUGCACCCGGCAGCAGAACUGCCCCAUCGAUCGCACCAGUCGGAACCGAUGCCAGCACUGCCGCCUGAAGAAAUGCCUGGCCCUGGGCAUGUCCCGAGACGCUGUCAAGUUUGGCCGCAUGUCCAAGAAGCAAAGGGACAGCCUACACGCUGAGGUGCAGAAACAACUACAGCAGCAGCAGCAGCAGCAGGAGCGGGAGCGAGUGGCCAGGACCCCUCCUGCAGGGGCCCAAGGGGCAGACCCCCUCUCCUGCACCUUGGGGCUCCCAGACGGGCAGCUGCCCCUGGGCUCCUCACCUGACCUGCCCGAGGCCUCGGCCUGUCCCCCUGGCCUCCUGAGAGCCCCGGGCCCCAGGCCUUCCUACUCCAACAGUCUGGCCAAGGCUAGGCUCAACGGGGCCUCCUACCAUCUCGAAUACAGUCCCGAGCGUGGCAAGGCUGGUGGCAGAGAGAGUUUCUAUAGCACAGGCAGCCAGCCGGCCCCUGACAGAUACGGACUGCAUUUUGAAGACCCCAGGCACCCUGGGCUGGGGGAACCAGGACAAGGCCCGGACAGCUACUGCAGUCCCAGUUUCCACAGCACCCCAGAGGCGCCUUAUGCCUCCCUGACCGAGAUUGAGCACUUGGUGCAGAAUGUGUGCAAGUCCUACCAAGAGACGUGUCAGCUGCGGCUGGAGGACCUGCUACAGCAGCGCUCCAACCUCUUCUCCCGGGAGGAGGUGGCUGGCUAUCAGAGGAAGUCCAUGUGGGAGAUGUGGGAACGCUGUGCCCACCGGCUCACUGAGGCCAUUCAGUAUGUGGUGGAGUUUGCCAAGAGGCUGUCGGGCUUUAUGGAGCUGUGCCAGAACGACCAGAUUGUGCUGCUCAAAGCAGGAGCAAUGGAAGUGGUGCUGGUGAGGAUGUGCCGGGCCUAUAACGCCGACAACCACACAGUGUUUUUUGAAGGCAAAUACGGUGGCAUGGAGCUGUUCCGAGCCUUGGGCUGCAGUGAGCUCAUCAGCUCCAUCUUUGACUUCUCCCACUCCCUGAGUGCCUUGCACCUUUCUGAGGAUGAGAUUGCCCUCUACACAGCCCUUGUCCUCAUCAAUGCCAGUCGGCCAGGGCUCCAAGAGAAAAGGAAAGUAGAACAGCUUCAGGCCAAUCUGGAGGUGGCCUUUCACCAUCAUCUCUGCAAGACUCAUCGCCAAGGCAUCUUGGCAGAGUUGCCACCUAAGGGGAAGCUUCGGAGCCUGUGCAGCCAGCAUAUGGAAAAGCUGCGAAACUUCCAGCAUCUCCACCCCAUCGUGGUCCAAGCUGCUUUCCCCCCACUCUACAAGGAACUCUUCAGCACUGAAAUUGAGUCACCUGAGGGGCUGUCCGUGUGACCUGGAAGAGGGACUCCUUUCCCUUCCCAGAGCCUGUUGGACCACCUCCCUGGCCCCCUCCCACCCUCAGCCUUUUCCAUUCCCAUGCCCCGGA
Messenger RNA from Artibeus jamaicensis (Jamaican fruit-eating bat), 2110 nucleotides. It is a transcript of the gene RORC, whose product is annotated as RAR related orphan receptor C. Gene Ontology annotation, cellular component: nucleus. The record is from RefSeq and is a predicted model, not a curated record. The coding region runs from base 106 to 2016 and encodes 636 amino acids. The transcript has 12 exons. Gene Ontology annotation, molecular function: zinc ion binding; nuclear receptor activity; RNA polymerase II cis-regulatory region sequence-specific DNA binding. NCBI's taxonomy places the organism in Eukaryota, Metazoa, Chordata, Mammalia, Chiroptera, Phyllostomidae. Gene Ontology annotation, biological process: regulation of transcription by RNA polymerase II.